Messenger RNA from Orycteropus afer afer, 921 nucleotides. The record is from RefSeq and is a predicted model, not a curated record. Lineage: Eukaryota; Metazoa; Chordata; Mammalia; Tubulidentata; Orycteropodidae.
AUGGCAAUGGAAUGCCCAUCACCUAUAUUGUCCCCAGAAACCAGUGUGGUCACAAAGGGUCAAAAAGUAUCUCUGAUUUGCUCCAUCAAGGAAAAAUCACCAAUACUCAAGUUCUACUCUUUGUUUCUGGGUAAGAACCACCUGAAAACUGACACUGAAAAAGGUGAAACCAAGAUUUUUAACCUAAGCAUCUCAGAAGCCAGUGAUUUGGGCCCCUACAAAUGCAAAGUCCAAGUUAUCAACUGCUCAAAGUACAGUCAUGAGUUCACCUUCACAUUGGUAGACCCAGUGGCUGUCCCGGUCCUGAACGUUAGUGUCAUUCAAACAGAAGCAGGCCAGUAUACGCUAACACUCCACUGCAUCUCGCCCAACGGCUCUUUGCCCAUCGAUUACACUUUCUUUGAAAAAAAUAUCGCCAUCUCACCAGUUAUUUCCAAGGAUGUAAGGGAGCCUGCUGAAUUUAACUUCACCAAGAAGAGAGCCGGAGAGGGGGACGAGUAUAGGUGUGAAGCUAAAAACAGACUGCCUAACAACACAAGACACAGUCAGCCUGUCUCCAUGCCCUCAACAGGUGGAGAUGGCUGUCCUCUCUGCCUGCAGCUACUGCUUCCGGGGUUAUUACUGAUGCUAGUAGUGCUAGCCCUGAUCCUGGCCUGCUGGAUACAACCAAAAUACAAAGCAAGAAAAGCUAUAAGAGAGAAAGUGCCCAAGGACUAUGGAGAUUCGUCCACAGAAGCUGCAGCAUAUGCGAACAUCUGUAAACACCAAGCAGACAAAGAAUCUGUGCCAGGCUUGGAACCAAUGCAGUAUGAUUUCACAGCCCAAGACGGCACCGGCCACUCCCAGGAGUUAAAUUACGCUACCCCCAUAUUCCAGAAGGUGGCAUCAGGAGAGCAUGGUGAGCUACAGCUGUUGAAAUGA